Messenger RNA from Exaiptasia diaphana, 1492 nucleotides. Its product is annotated as phenylalanine--tRNA ligase, mitochondrial. Gene Ontology annotation, biological process: phenylalanyl-tRNA aminoacylation. The transcript has 4 exons. Bases 2 to 1321 code for a protein of 439 amino acids. Lineage: Eukaryota; Metazoa; Cnidaria; Anthozoa; Actiniaria; Aiptasiidae. Gene Ontology annotation, molecular function: ATP binding; tRNA binding; phenylalanine-tRNA ligase activity. The record is from RefSeq and is a predicted model, not a curated record. Gene Ontology annotation, cellular component: cytoplasm; mitochondrion.
CAUGUUGCUCUACACAUGUGCAAGAUUUCGUUCUUGUUUUUCUUUUGCAAAGGGACGACAUCUUCUUAAUUCUUCUUACUUACUUGCAAGGACACAUACUACAAGUGUUCAAGAAUCCCACCAGAGUGACGAGCUAAUUAUUUCAUCCAAAAACUACACAAAAGAUGAAAAUACAAAUGUCACAAAGUCAAUUCUUUCCAAAGUGGGGAAAAACUUACACCAUAUACCAAAUCAUCCACUCAAGAUCUUAAAAGACAUGGUCCAUGACUACAUGUAUGCAAGAAAUCGCCGUCAUGGCAAUGGACCCCUCUUUACAAUGCUUGACAAUAUUCCCCCAGUUGUAACAGCUGAGCAGAACUUUGAUAGUUUGUUGGUGCCCAAAAACCACGUCAGUCGAUCAAAAAACGAUAAUUAUUACGUGAACAGCACUUAUAUGUUGAGGGCACACACGUCUGCACAUCAGGUGGACUUAAUGAGGACGGGUUUGGAUGCAUUUCUUGUCAGUGGUGAUGUUUAUAGAAGGGAUGAGAUUGACAAGAACCAUUAUCCAGUGUUUCAUCAAAUGGAGGGUGUACGUUUGUUUACAAAGUAUGAAUUGUACAAACAAUUGAAGGAACCUUUGGAGUUGUUUGCUAAGAAUAAAGAAAGAACAGAUGACUGUCAAGCAGUUCACGCUCUAGAGGCAGUAAAGCUUGUAGAAUUUGAUUUGAAAAGCACUUUAUCAGGGAUUGUAGAAAACCUCUGUGGAGAWGGUGUUGAAAUGCGCUGGGUAGACACGUAUUUCCCCUUCACACAUCCUUCCUGGGAACUGGAAGUGAAUUUCAAUGGUGAGUGGUUAGAAGUGCUUGGUUGUGGAGUCAUGGAGCAAGAGCUAUUAAACAAAGCUGGUGCAAUGGAUCAGAUYGGAUGGGCAUUUGGGCUUGGUUUGGAGCGACUUGCAAUGAGACUCUUCAAUAUUCCUGAUAUACGUCUUUUUUGGAGUGAAGACCAACGAUUCCUUGAGCAAUUCAAAGAUGGAGAAAUUAAUGAAUUCAAGCCAUUUAGCAAAUAUCCACCAACUUACAAAGAUAUUACUUUCUGGACGACUGAAGGGUUUUCAUCCAAUGACUUGUUUGAAGUAAUCAGAAAUGUUGCAGGAGACAUUGUUGAAAAGGUGGAGCAAAUAGACUUAUUUGUGCAUCCUAAGACGAAUGAAGAAAGUCAGUGUUAUCGUAUCACUUAUCGCGCAAUGGAUAAAACUUUCCAUGCUGAUGAAAUCAAUGCCAUUCAAGACCAAGUAAGAAACGAACUGAAAAAUAGGUUGAAUCUAAGAUUCAGAUAACUUUAGAAUAUUUUUUUGCAUCUAAACUGUCUUAUUUCAAAAGGACAGCUGUCAAUUGUUAGUUUUGAGCUGGAAAAAGAUCUUAGAAAGAAAUUCAACUUUUGUUUUGCCAUUCAAUAAAAUAACCUGUACAUAAACUCAAACUGUUAUUAGUAAAAAAGAUAAACAGAC